Messenger RNA from Budorcas taxicolor (takin), 6257 nucleotides. RefSeq names its product cytoplasmic polyadenylation element binding protein 4 (gene CPEB4). Gene Ontology annotation, biological process: negative regulation of cytoplasmic translation. The coding region runs from base 451 to 2616 and encodes 721 amino acids. Lineage: Eukaryota; Metazoa; Chordata; Mammalia; Artiodactyla; Bovidae. Gene Ontology annotation, molecular function: translation factor activity, RNA binding; mRNA regulatory element binding translation repressor activity; mRNA 3'-UTR binding. Gene Ontology annotation, cellular component: cytoplasm; nucleus; neuron projection. The record is from RefSeq and is a predicted model, not a curated record. The transcript is spliced from 9 exons.
GAAUCUAAACUGCUGAAGAAGACCAUAUGUGAUUGUUAAAUUAUAUAUAUAUAUAUUUUUACUCCUCGCAGUGCUUAUUCUUCUACAUCCAUAGAUGCUUGAGAAGCUGUGUUUUUGUCAUUCAUGUACGUUUUCCUUUGGAAAAAGAAAGCGCCUAUUUUACUAACCAAAGACUUGAUUUUUGCCCUCUUCGUUUUUAUUCCCUCCUAGAAAUAAGCCUAGUUGGAUUCAUGUCAGUGUUUUAAGAUUUUUUUUCUUCCUUUUUUUAGUUUUUUUUUCUUUCAGAGACCAGAAUUCCAAAUCUGAACUAUUUAGGGUGAUAAGCUGCAUCUUUGAGCUAGCUAAAAAUAAGACGUUUCAAACAAGCAACUUACAUUUGGAGUAGAGGAUACAAAGGCUUGAGAUACCAGGUUGUUUUUUAUCUUAAGAUUCUGAGCCUAAAAAUAAUAAAUGGGGGAUUACGGGUUUGGAGUGCUAGUGCAAAGCAAUACUGGGAAUAAAUCUGCUUUUCCAGUCAGAUUCCAUCCACAUCUGCAGCCUCCACACCAUCACCAAAAUGCCACCCCCAGCCCUGCUGCUUUUAUAAAUAAUAACACAGCUGCCAAUGGCAGCAGUGCCGGGUCAGCUUGGCUCUUUCCUGCUCCGGCUACCCAUAACAUUCAGGAUGAGAUCUUGGGAUCAGAAAAAGCAAAAAGUCAGCAACAGGAACCGCAAGAUCCUUUGGAAAAGCAGCAGCUCUCCCCCAGUCCAGGUCAGGAAGCUGGAAUAUUGCCUGAAACUGAGAAGGCUAAAUCUGAAGAAAAUCAAGGGGACAAUUCUUCAGAAAAUGGCAAUGGGAAGGAGAAAAUAAGAAUUGAAUCACCAGUGUUGACAGGGUUUGAUUAUCAAGAAGCCACGGGGCUAGGUACUUCUACCCAACCCUUGACAUCAAGCGCAUCGUCUCUCACUGGUUUCAGUAACUGGUCAGCAGCGAUAGCGCCUUCCUCCUCUACAAUCAUCAAUGAAGAUGCAAGUUUCUUUCACCAGGGAGGGGUCCCGGCUGCUUCGGCUAAUAACGGUGCUCUGUUGUUUCAAAAUUUCCCCCAUCAUGUCAGCCCUGGCUUCGGAGGCAGCUUCUCUCCUCAGAUUGGGCCUCUCUCACAGCACCACCCUCAUCACCCUCAUUUCCAACAUCAUCACAGCCAGCAUCAGCAGCAAAGGAGGUCUCCUGCCAGUCCCCAUCCCCCACCUUUCACACAUAGAAAUGCUGCUUUUAACCAGCUGCCUCAUUUGGCGAAUAAUCUUAACAAGCCCCCUUCUCCGUGGAGCAGCUACCAGAGUCCCUCUCCUACACCGUCUUCUUCCUGGAGCCCAGGAGGUGGUGGAUAUGGUGGCUGGGGAGGUUCACAAGGCCGAGAUCACCGUAGGGGGCUGAAUGGAGGAAUAACGCCCCUGAACUCCAUCUCGCCUUUGAAGAAAAAUUUUGCAAGCAAUCAUAUUCAGCUCCAGAAGUAUGCUCGCCCCAGCUCUGCCUUUGCUCCUAAAUCCUGGAUGGAAGAUAGCUUGAACAGGGCUGACAACAUUUUUCCUUUUCCGGAUCGCCCCAGGACUUUUGACAUGCACUCAUUGGAGAGUUCACUCAUUGACAUAAUGAGAGCUGAAAAUGAUUCGAUUAAAGGUCGUCUAAACUAUUCAUAUCCAGGAUCCGAUAGCUCUCUGCUUAUUAAUGGUCAGUCCUCGCUAUUUCCAAUGGAAGAUGGAUUCUUGGAUGAUGGCCGUGGGGAUCAGCCUCUUCACAGCGGUCUGGGUUCACCUCACUGCUUCACUCACCAGAAUGGAGAAAGAGUGGAGCGAUACUCUCGCAAGGUGUUUGUGGGUGGCUUGCCUCCUGACAUCGAUGAAGAUGAGAUCACAGCCAGUUUUCGUCGCUUUGGCCCUUUGAUUGUGGAUUGGCCUCAUAAAGCAGAGAGCAAAUCCUAUUUUCCUCCUAAAGGCUAUGCAUUCCUGCUAUUUCAAGAUGAAAGCUCUGUUCAGGCUCUCAUUGAUGCGUGUAUUGAAGAAGAUGGCAAACUCUACCUGUGUGUAUCAAGUCCCACUAUCAAGGACAAGCCAGUACAGAUUCGACCUUGGAAUCUCAGUGACAGUGACUUCGUGAUGGAUGGUUCACAGCCUCUUGACCCACGAAAAACUAUAUUUGUUGGUGGUGUUCCCCGACCAUUGCGAGCUGUGGAGCUCGCCAUGAUAAUGGACCGGCUGUACGGAGGCGUGUGCUAUGCUGGGAUUGAUACCGACCCUGAGCUGAAAUACCCCAAAGGAGCUGGGCGAGUCGCAUUCUCUAAUCAACAGAGUUACAUAGCUGCUAUCAGUGCCCGCUUCGUGCAGCUGCAGCAUGGAGAGAUAGAUAAACGGGUGGAAGUUAAGCCAUAUGUCUUGGAUGAUCAGCUGUGUGAUGAAUGUCAGGGGGCCCGUUGUGGGGGAAAAUUUGCUCCAUUUUUCUGUGCUAAUGUUACCUGUCUGCAGUAUUACUGUGAAUAUUGCUGGGCUGCUAUUCAUUCUCGUGCUGGCAGGGAAUUCCACAAGCCCCUGGUGAAGGAAGGUGGUGACCGUCCUCGACAUAUUUCAUUCCGCUGGAACUAAAGGAUAACUACAGUGCUCAUUUUCAGGCCUCAGAAUAAGUGCACUCUUCUGUUAAUUCUGCCCCCUUCCUCAACCUCUUCACGCUGGCAUGUCCUUUUGUGCAGUCUGUAACUUAACAGUAGUCUAACAGAGAGAAUGACCUAUAAUACAGGUGUUUUGUAGAUUCCCGUGUCACUGAAAACAAGAUGUAUGAACUCCUUUUUUGUAUUGCCAUCAUGUUGCAUGGAAGUUUCAUUCUCUUGUUUUGCUGGAGACUAAGAGGAUCCAAACUUCCUGCAGCAUUUUCUUAGAGGAGAGAGAGAAAUAUUAAAAGAAAAAUGAAACAAUAGAGUAUUUUGGGUUUUUAAUUAAAUUAUUGUUGAUAAUAUAACAGAUAAGAAUACUUUUAUUAAAAUAACCACGUAACAAUAACACUAUCAGUCUCUCCUGAUGCGGGGUUUCCCCCAGGGAAGUGCUUUUGCCUUUCUCUUUCUUUUCUUUCAUCUUUUUUGCCUCUCUUUUUUUCCCAUCCCUUUUCUGUUCUUUCAACAGCAGUGGAGGAAGUUAACAAUUAUUAACAGGAAAGAGCAUGUUAAAGCAAACACAAAUGCAUGAGCAAGAUUGAAGCAGCAUUAUAACUAAUUUUAAGGGUUUAGAGGCAGAAUAUCAUUUCGUUAUGCCUCAAAGUUACUACCACAUCAGAAAAAAAAAAGUAGGCAGAGCUAGAUUUAUUUUCUUUUAAACAGGUUUUUAAAUUCAGAAUGUAAAAGUUGGGUACAUUUAUUUCUGAGGGGAGUGCACUUAUUUAUUUUUAAACUUUUACUUAUCCAGUCACAGCCCCAGGAAACCUACCAAAGCUAGACUUAAUGACAACUGGUGGGAAAACUAGCAUUUCCUCUCCUAAAGAACAAAUGUAUAAAUUUUAUUUUUGAUGUUAUAUAUAAACUCUAUAUCCUAAUUUCCUAACACUCAUCAGGUGUCAGCCUUUGCUCUCCAUUUUGACAUUAAAAAAAAAGCAAGCAAACAGAUCAAGAGAUACCUCAAGGAUAUCAUUUUUGAUUUUGUGUUAGACUACCAUGUAUAGCCAAAACUGGAAGACAAAACCAAUAUUCAAAUUGGCUGCUGAUUGGCUUACUUUUAGAUUUAAAGUUACUUUGGAUAUCCUGUAAUUUAGUUGUAACAUAGAAAAUGAAAACAAAAAGUAGUUGCAAAGUGUUUUGCACUGUUGAACUAAGUAACUGUGUAAAUCUGUGCAAAGGUACGUAUGUUUAUCUUACUCUUCCUAUAAAAUAAAAUAACAUUACAGUUUCAGAAUUUAGCAUGGGACAUAGUCAGUGUUUGAAGUGCCAACUUCAUCAAGUAAUGCAUGCUUUAUUAUAAAUAAAACUCUAGCUUUUGAAAGGCGUUAUUAUGUGUUGAACAGUAUGCUUCAGGGGUAAAUUGAAAAAUAGUCUCUUGAAGCCCUGGUCAUUGGAAGUCACUUUUAUUCUAAUGGACAUUUUCUCAUGAAAUGCCCUAUCCACCAUGAAAAGGGUUAUUAUCAUCAGUGUGCAAAACGUAAAAACAAGAAUCUAAUGGCAGUCUUGCUAGUUGUGCUGCCUAACAGUACCGUCUUAGAUCCUUCAAAACCAAAGACUUGCCCUAGCACUGCGGUGAAACCACCUGACUGAUGGCCCCUGCUGAUCAUGUUUAGGAAAAGCAAUCCUUUAUUUUUAAUCCAGGCUUUAAUGAACCGUAUACCUGUUAAAUUCCAAAGGUCAAAAUGGAGGCAUUUGCUGUCUAACAGUCAGACACAAGAAAGGGAGCUGCUUAUUAAAGAAUCCCCUGCAAAUAUUGAAAGCGGUCAUGUGAGCGGAGGGUGCUCUUGUGUAGCUGGUCAGGGACUUUUUCUUUUCUCCUGAAUGACAUAAUUCUAAUGGGAAUGUUCAUUUGCCUCUUUUUAUUCUUUUCAACGCUUGUAGGUGGCUUGGGGUGUGCUGUCGUGCUGUUCCUACUCAGUAAACAGGUGUGAUGAGCUAACAAGAAAUAACACUGUUUGAGAACUAGCUUUGAAUAAUAAUUUUUCCCUUUGUACAUGACCUGCUGAAUUUCGGUACAGUGUUUUUGUAGCUAACUUAUUUUGUCAUGCACAUAAUGUAUAUUUGUUAUGCACUACUUUUGUAUAUCUUGUUUUUCCAACAGUGAACAUUUUUAGGCACACUUUUCACUGACGGGAUAUCUCUUUAUGCAAUACCUCAAUUUUUCAUAUUGCAAAGAGUAGCUUUUUGUACUUUUAUUACUGAGAGAUCUUCAUAUACUUCAUUUUUUAAUAUAAAUAAUUUUAAUAAAUUUUAUUUUCUUAUAUUCUGCUUUUUAUACAUUUCAGUGCUCUGCAUACAUUUUAAAUUAUGAAUGUUGUGCACUGGCAAUGCUAUUUUAGAGUCUGCAGAGAAGAGAAAGCAUGUUGCUUAAACAUCCUUCCCCAGCACCAGCUAUUGGUGUACCUAUAAUUUAAGAGAUAGUCUAUGUAAAGUAACAAAUUAAUGAAAAAAAUUCGCAUGAAAAUGACAGAUAACACUGUAGUUCCUAAAAAAAAAAAUUAAAUGCAUAAGCAUAGGGUAGAAAUUUAAAAUAACAAAAUUGUCUACAGCUUCUUACUAAGUUUUUAAAAUUAUUCAUAAUGCAGACAUUUUUGGUGAAUGUUUAGCCAUUUUUAAUAUUAAUAAAUUGAUGUUAAGUGUUUGAUUCAGAGAUGUCUGCUCUUUUAAAUUAUAUAUAAAGAGAAAAAAUAGCCUGCCGUGGGACAGGUGUGUAAUGUUAGUAUGCAUGACUAAUGUAAGAAAUUGUUAUUCUACUAAUAUUUACUUGUGAUUGUGUGACAAGCGUGUUUACAGAUUAUUUGGUUACACUUCAAUUUACAGGGCAUAAACAAUUAUUAUCUAUUACUCUGAACUUUAUUGAUUACAUGUCCUUCAGAUUACAUGGGAUUGUAGUUGGGAGUUACCAUGUAACUCAAAACAUAAUUAACAUGUAAUUAGUUUACAGAUUUUAGGGUAUCACUUCAAUUUACCAAGCAUGUAGUUCUAGCGCACUAGCAUGGCACCAGCCAUGUACUUACAAUGUAGUUACAGAGUAAUUACAUGGUUAUUUUUGCAAUGUAAAAUAAAGUGUUUCUGAUUAUUUUCUAUGUAAAGGAACCCUCUCCCUUCCCCUUCUGGUCCCCACGCUUUGGUAUAAUAUAUAUACUUCUCCAUACACAGACCUCUGCAGAAUGCAAAAUAAAACUUGCAGUGAAUGAAUUUAGCAUUUUAUGAGAGUGCUGUUGGAAAGACUUGAUAAUUCACCCUUUUUGUUUUGAAGAGUUGAAUCUUCUGUUAAAAGGUGAUUUAAAACUUGAAUGUGAUGAAUUGUGGCAAGUUAACUUCAAGUUAUGUGCAAUACUUAUUUCAAACUUUUGAAAGAUCUUUGCAGUGUAAUUCUUUGUUUUUAAUUGCAGACAUUUAAAAAUGUCAUUUUCUACUGUUAAGAGUAAUCCUCUUUCUUGCUGGUGUUUCUAAAGAAAAGAAUCAGAAAUCAAUCUUUCUACUAAUGUAAAUUUGAGAUUAUUUUUAAAAAUGGAAUAAAAGAGGUUUUGGUCAUUUGCUUUAUUUUAUUAUCUUAUUUUAAAGCUACUGUGAUUGAUA